Molecule: messenger RNA, 1575 nt
Organism: Sinocyclocheilus rhinocerous
Lineage: Eukaryota; Metazoa; Chordata; Actinopteri; Cypriniformes; Cyprinidae
Product: homeobox protein GBX-2
Exons: 2
Coding region: 411-1439 (342 amino acids)
Biological process (GO): regulation of transcription by RNA polymerase II; regulation of nervous system development
Cellular component (GO): nucleus
Molecular function (GO): DNA-binding transcription factor activity, RNA polymerase II-specific; RNA polymerase II transcription regulatory region sequence-specific DNA binding
Source: RefSeq, a predicted model, not a curated record
UACUGCGAGGAGCAAUUUAUCGUGACUUCCAUCAGAUCGAAAUGAAACGCGGCCAAGCAGAAGGGACAAGGACGCUGAAAUAACUCAAAGGAGGACGAUAAAGCUCAUCUGAGAUGCUCGACCUUUUUCUCGUCCAGAUAUUUCUCAGCAAGGAAUCUGCGUCCGGUGUUUGUGUUUCAAUGCACUUCUCUCGCUCUAUUCUUAUAACAAAAAAAUCAGUUUGAAACUGAACUAAGUCAAAUCAGAUGCAACGGUUUUAUGGACUGCUGCAUCCAGAGAGUCAUUCACAGGAUUACAAGUGUCAGUGUGUGACACUGCAGCAGUGACAUCCUCAUCUGAGAAGCACAGGGGAGACAGCUGCUCCCACAGACUUCAGGACUUCACAAACUGACAAUAGGCUAUAAGAUCAUAUGAGUGCAGCUUUCAGCACACCGUUCAUGAUGAUGCAGCGUCCGGUGGGAAGCACCACUGCAUUCAGCAUUGACUCGCUCAUCGGAGGUCCACCGCAGCCCAGUCCGGGUCAUUUCAUGUACACGGGCUAUCCCAUGUUUAUGCCCUAUCGGUCAGUGGUGCUACCUCCGCCUCCUCCACCACCUCCUCCAACUCUUCCUCAGAGCGGUCUCCCCGCGACCCAUCCGCACCACCCGAUCCCGGGGUUACCCAGCGGGUUCUGCUCCAGCCUGGCGCAGGGCAUGGCGCUCACAUCCACGCUUAUGGCCACGUUACCCGGCGGCUUCUCCACCUCGCCAUCUCAGCAGCACCAGGAUGCGGCGAGGAAGAUCGGCUCUCGGUCUAUUCACGCCAUGUUCGAUAAAUCUCAGGAUAUUCGUUUGGAUGGAGAAGACGGGAAAACGUUUCCAACGAAAGAUUCAGCGACCCUUCCGUCAUUUCACGACCCGCAGUCCGUUCACACUUCUACAGUGCGAGGUCACAACAAAGACGACACGAAGGAGGAUGAGUGUCACAGGAAAGAUGAGAGCUUCUCCAUGGACAGUGAUUUAGAUUACAGCUCCGAUGAUAACGGGCCGGGUAACGCCAUGUGUCAGAAGGAAGAUGGAGACGCCAACGGAGGACUGGACGAUGGCGUCCACGGCGGGAAUGGGGCCGGGAACACCACGUCCACCGGGAAAAAUCGGAGAAGGAGGACCGCUUUUACGAGCGAGCAGCUCUUAGAACUGGAGAAGGAGUUUCACUGUAAGAAAUAUCUAUCCCUCACAGAACGCUCACAGAUCGCCCAUGCCUUAAAGCUCAGCGAGGUGCAGGUCAAGAUCUGGUUUCAGAACCGGAGAGCCAAGUGGAAACGGGUCAAAGCGGGCAAUGUGAACUCCAAAACCGGAGAGCCCUCCAGAAACCCGAAACUUGUGGUGCCCAUUCCGGUGCAUGUUAGUCGGUUUGCAAUACGCAGCCAACACCAACAGUUAGAACAGGCUAGACCUUGAUACACUGGGUUUAGAUAGCUACUAGAGGACUAAGAGACAAAUCAGCGAAUACUAAAUCUGACCAAACUGUUCUUGAGGCUGAUGUUUCUGAGGAACCCAGGACACGAAAAUCUAUCCAGCUGAUAGUUUGUGCUAU